GCCUUUAUGUUUUGUAGCUUUUAAUUUUGAUUCUGCUUAAUUGACAUUGUUUGCCUUGUUUGAAAAAAAAUUCCAAAACAACUAGCAUUUAUUUGGGUGCUAUAUUUGUUUUUUACAAGAUACACUGGAAAUAAAUACCCAUGAAGUUAUGCAUACAUAGUAAUUUUGCAAUAUUAAAUAGAAAACAGUGUAUGAACAUAAAAUGAGACUUCGGCCACGGUGCGGCUCUUGGCUUCCUUUGUCUACACAACAACUUCGUUUGCGAAAUCUUCUCAGAAUAGAAGGUAUCAAUAUUAAAUGCGAUGAAGCUGGUGCACUUAUAUAUUAUACACUCCACAAAAGUAAAGAUGCGGAUGCGUUUUAUGUAAGUGAAUAUUUGCCCCAUCGGCAAGAACAAAAAUGGACAGAGAUAGUCUGUUCGAACUUAUUCAAAUCAAAUGACCGAAGCGUAUGUGUCAAAGUAUGGGCAAAGCUUAUAACUGGCCUAGCGUCUACGGAGCAUACUACCAAGGCCUCAGAAUUGGAGCGCUUAAGUGCCUUGACUCACGAACUAUCCAAUGUCCACAUAAACUGUUAUAAACACAUCAGUUAUCAAGAUAAAUUGCUUUUUACUUGGGGCAUUUAUUUUUCUGGUCUAAUCCCAUUAAGUGAAAAGAGAGAUAUUAGAUGCUUGGACAACUCACUUUUCUUCCACAUAAACGGAGAAUGGUUUACAUCGGCAGAGCAUGUUGUUCGGGACAUUUCUUUGAAAGAUAAAUUAAUCAAAACCCACAAUGAUUAUUUCGAAUUUUCAGAAAUAAAUGCUUUUCAAGAGGAAACUGAAUGUAUAUUACCAUCUCGAAGCAUAUCUAGCUACAUUCAUAUUCCGGAAAGCCGAAAUGCGAUGAGCGUACGAUACAUGCAGUUGUACUUUAAAAGCUUUGAUGUACGUAAAAGUUAUAAUUUGCAACAACUGCUAAAACUGCAAAGAGUACAACGAACACAAUUGCAAAGGAGAAAAGAUACCGAGGAUCUUGCGAUAGAAAUACAACAACGAAGCUUAUAUUGCAUAACAAAGGAGCAACUCUGCAAUCCACAAACUACAUCAUUAAGCAGCUCAUUCAGUCGUCAUCAACAAAGAAUUACCAUGGGUCGCGUAUUAAGUGAAUUAUUUUCAGAACAACAUCAAAGUAAUCCUCAUUCACUUUUGCGUGCACAAAAAUUACGAAAGCAAUUAGAGACAUUGCGUUUAAAGCAUCAGCUACUUCAAUCCGAGUGUAAUACACAUUCCUCACGCAUUGCUCAACAAAGAAAUCUGUUGACUUCUUUAAUCGAAAGUCGUCAACAGCGUCAAUGUUGGCUUCGAUCUAAACGCCAACAACUGCAUGCCGAAAAAAAAAUGUUGAGUGAACAAUAUCAGGCAGAAUCUUUUCUUGUACAAAAAAGGCGGGAAAUAAUGCGAGAUAUGGAACGGAGAAUGUCUGCACUCUGUGUGGGACUGCGUGAAAUCUAUCCGAUCGAGAAAAAUUCAAGUGGUCUUAAUACAAUAAACAACGUUCCAUUUCCGACUAUGGAUACAUUUGUUAAUGGUACAAAAAAUGGAAAUGCUACAAUCAGUGCUAACAAUAUUUUACCAAUAACUUUGAGUGUUUCACUCGGUUAUAUCGCCCAUUUAGUACAGAUGAUUGCUCUUAUUAUCAACCGGCCUCUAAGAAAUGCAAUUUUUCAUCAGGGUUCACGUUCCCGUAUAAUUGAUAUCGUAAAGGAGAUUCCGUAUACUUGUUCGGAGUUUCCACUUUACAGUCGUUCUAGUAUACCAUCUAAGUCGGUAAAGUAUGCAAUAUUUCUUCUUAAUCAAAAUAUUGCUCAGCUUUGCUACGAUAUAACGGGACUGCGCUGUGAUAUGCGUUCAACACUAGAGAAUAUCCAUCAUAUAUUUACUUAUUUAUCUGAAAUUCAAAGUUCUGAUGAAAACAAACAAAACGAGCAUAACAAACCCUUUGAACUGAAGUACAACAGUUAUAAAAAUGCUGGUAACGGGUGUGUAAAUAUAGACAAUAAUUUGAUGUCGAGAUCACUCUCAUCGGUUGAUAUACAUCACAUGCCAGUUCCUUUGGCGACUGCUAUGCCAGAGAAUUCCCUGUUGCAGCUGCCGAAUGGUAUGCCAUUUUCAAUUGAAGCCGGAUGUAUUUGUAAGCAACGAACUAGCCGUUCCGUUGGUUCAUACUCAGACUCUGAAGAGGACUUUAAAGACAUCCACAGGCAUGGCUAUUCCAACUCUGAUUCAAACAUUACGAUGCAGCUUAAUGACAUUUGAGAAGCAUUUACAUAAACGUGUAUAUACCUACAUACGUAUGUAUGUGCAUAUGGUGGCGCAUAAUAACCGUUAUACUGCAAUUGGUGAGAAUAGAAUAUCGGCCACGAAUCAUCAUAAUAUUAUAAUCGUUUAGAAGAGAUUGUUCCUCAGCAGGAAAUAAGUUAAAUUUCGUAUGCUUUUGCGCCAUUGUGUGUAAGCUUCUGUGCGAAUAUUUAAUUUUCAACAGACUACGGAAAAAUUCAAAUUUUUUCUUUGGGCAAAUAAAUCAAUAUUCAAAAAACAUCGAAAAGUAA
This is a messenger RNA of Anastrepha obliqua, 2589 nucleotides long. It is a transcript of the gene Uvrag, whose product is annotated as UV radiation resistance-associated gene protein. The coding region runs from base 203 to 2296 and encodes 697 amino acids. The record is from RefSeq and is a predicted model, not a curated record. Gene Ontology annotation, biological process: SNARE complex assembly. Gene Ontology annotation, cellular component: endosome; lytic vacuole. NCBI's taxonomy places the organism in Eukaryota, Metazoa, Arthropoda, Insecta, Diptera, Tephritidae. Gene Ontology annotation, molecular function: SNARE binding. The transcript has 5 exons.